AUGCGGUCCAUUCUACGCUCGACCGCUCUGCGGAGCGCCACGAGGGCGUCAAGAGCUCUUCCGACAUGCUACGCCGCGCGCCACUACAGCAUCAGGACCCAGGCGGCAUCUGCGUCGGCGCAGGCUCCCCUCGAUGCCUCCAAACUGCAGGUCACCCAGACCACCAAGCCCAAGACCUUCAGCAAGCCUGAGGACCUCGUUUUUGGCAGGGAGUUCACAGAUCACAUGCUCACCAUCGAGUGGACCGAGAGCGAAGGCUGGCUGGAGCCCAAGAUCGUCCCGUACCAGAACCUCUCCCUCGACCCGGCGACAUGCGUUUUCCACUACGCCUUUGAGUGCUUCGAGGGCAUGAAGGCCUACAAAGAUAAAGAGGGCAGCGUGCGCCUGUUCCGUCCGGACAAGAACAUGGCCCGCCUCAACAAGUCGAGCGCCCGCAUUGCGCUGCCCACCUUUGAGCCCUCCGCCUUCACAGAGCUCAUCUCCAAGUUUGCCAACCUGGAGAAGGACUCCAUCCCCAACCAGCGCGGCUACUCGCUGUACCUGCGCCCCACCAUGAUCGGCACGCAAAAGACCCUCGGCGUUGGCCCUCCGGGCUCGGCGCUGCUCUAUGUCAUCGCCUCGCCCGUCGGGCCCUACUACCCCACGGGCUUCAAGGCCGUGUCGCUCGAGGCGACCGACUAUGCCGUGCGCGCGUGGCCCGGCGGUGUCGGCGACAAGAAGCUCGGCGCCAACUACGCGCCCUGCAUUGUCCCCCAGCUCGAGGCUGCCAGCCGCGGCUUCCAGCAGAACCUGUGGCUGUUUGGCGAGGAGCAGUACGUCACUGAGGUCGGCACCAUGAACAUGUUUGCGGUCAUCAAGGACAAGGCCACCGGUCAGAAGGAGCUCGUCACCGCGCCCCUGGACGGCACCAUUCUCGAGGGCGUCACACGCGACUCCGUCCUCGCCCUGGCGCGCGAGCGUCUUGUGCCCGAGGGCUGGAAGGUCAGCGAGCGCAAGUACACCAUCAAGGAGCUUGCCGAUGCUGAUAAGGAGGGCCGCCUUGUUGAGGCCUUUGGCGCUGGUACGGCCGCCAUUGUCAGCCCCAUCCGCAAGAUCUCAUGGAAGGGCGAGAUGAUCAACUGCGGACUGAAGGAGACGGAGGAGUCUGGCGAGAUUGCGUUGAGGAUGAAGACCUGGAUGGAGAACAUUCAGUAUGGUGAUGAGGAGCACGAGUGGAGCUACAGGACCCAGGCGUAA
Molecule: messenger RNA, 1236 nt
Organism: Emericellopsis cladophorae
Lineage: Eukaryota; Fungi; Ascomycota; Sordariomycetes; Hypocreales; Bionectriaceae
Product: Branched-chain-amino-acid aminotransferase-like protein
Exons: 2
Coding region: 1-1236 (411 amino acids)
Biological process (GO): L-valine biosynthetic process; L-leucine biosynthetic process
Cellular component (GO): mitochondrion
Molecular function (GO): branched-chain-amino-acid:2-oxoglutarate transaminase activity
Source: RefSeq, a predicted model, not a curated record